Messenger RNA from Marchantia polymorpha subsp. ruderalis, 3891 nucleotides. NCBI's taxonomy places the organism in Eukaryota, Viridiplantae, Streptophyta, Marchantiopsida, Marchantiales, Marchantiaceae. The record is from the annotation of a GenBank genome assembly.
CGUGAGGCACUUCGUUCCAGAGAGUUAGACUUCCAGUUUGAAAUUCCGUGACUACCCUUUCUUUUGCCCUCCUUGCGUUUCGGUUUCACCUCUUGACAAUAGUCGCGGUUCCUCUGUUUACUCGCCUGUCUGCGAGCCUUUGCCUCCGCCUCCUCCUCUGUCUCCUAUUCUAUGGCCGGGAUUGCUAUACUUCGUGCGAUGUUCACGAGUUUCUUCCGUCCCUUACUACGUUUAUUCUUCUCUCCGCGAGUUGUCAUCGUCUCCACCCUGUCUCGUUUUCUCUACUUGUCCACUCUUCCAUUUUGGCUCCCUGUUGCACCUUACGAUCUCGGGUAGUUCUGUAGAAGCUGUAGCAGCAUUGGUGCGGCCGUUCCGGGGUCGUGUGCCUUCCAAUAUUCCAAUAUCACAUGCGCCUACAGGCGUAGGGUUUGGUUUUGGUUCGUUUCCUUCUCUUUUUGUUGGUGGUUGAUUUUGGUGAGCUGAACCGUACCUUGGGAGGAAGGUCCUCGUCGUUGUGGCCCCGAACCAGCAUAGAUAAGGACGAUAGAUUCCUGGAUCCGAUAGCUGAUGUAGUCCAUUAGGUCGCGGAUUGAGCCCAGGAGCUGAAUCUGAAUCAUCGCACGCAAAGUGCCUGAAUUUCUUAGGAUCAAUCUGUUAUUAGCAGUUAGUUGGAGAUGCCCGAUGCGGCGUUGUUGCUCAUAGCCUGAUUCACCCUUGCUGAGAUUGGACUCGCACUGCGGGGAACAGGAGUGUUAAUCGAGUCAGAACGGGCCUUUGUCAUAUGGACCGGGAGUAGAGGAUGACUUAGUGAUGGAAGUAGAUUAUAUGCGCGCAAUCAAAGCAUUACACGGAAAGGUGUGAGAAGCGAGCAGCCCGCGGUGAAAGUGACCAUUAUAUACUACAUUGGAGUACUUGUUGUUGUUUUUUGACAUUCUAGAAUUGAAAGUGAUGGAAGAAGCUGCAGUGAAGAUACAGGCCUCAUAUCGGGGUUUCUACGUGCGACAAUGUCAACCCUUGCGCAAACUCCGCCAAAUUGCAGAUGUGAGGACGAAGCUGAAGAAGUUGAACACGCGAGCUUGUGAUCCUGGCUACAUUAACAAGCUAUGCAUCGAUCCCAUGGAGAAUCGCAAGAUGAAAGAGGAAAUCAUGGCUUUGCUUCUUGAACUGGAUGCCGUUCAGGGGGUUCUUCCCGUAGUUCGGAAAAUUCGGAAGAGCCUUGCUCGAGAUGUCGUGCAAUUCCAAGAAAUAGUGGAUGCCGUCACAGUCGAUUCUGAUGCAGGGAACGACGCCGAAGAACCAGUUCCUCGUCCAAGUGCACCAGCUGCUUCUCGCGCAAGCGGACCAGCGAAUCCCCCCAAUCCCCGUGGAGCCGACCAGGCAAGUGGUCGGCCAAGUGCACCAGUUAAUCCUCCUCUCCGGAGAGUAAUGAGUCUAGACAACAAUGUCUACCCAGAGCAAUCUUACGCGCAUAACCUCAACAAGAAGAAGACGCCUCUGGACGGGGGUGGGUUCGAGGGUUACAAUCGCAGUAGCGAUGAAGAUGCGGGUCCAAGACGGCGACCAGACGGGACGGUGAGGAGUCCUUUUCUAGGGAGAAGCAUGAGUGGAAAUCACAAACUCUUUGCGAACAAGAGUGCCUUGUUGGGAAGGGCUGGGAAUGCGAGCGUCCGGAGCCCUUUGUUAGGCCGAAGCAUCAGCGAGGUUGUGAGGAAACCCAACAACCGGAGCCCCCUGUUGGGUCGAAGCAUCAGUGAGGUGCAGCGGAAGAAAGGCGAUAUAGAUAGUCCGGCGGUAACAAUAAUUCCAGAUGCUAUCCGUCAAUCUCAACCGAAGACCCCUCCUAUAUCUGAUGAGCGAGCAUCCGCAGCGGAUAUGAACCCCCGUCCAGCUAUUCGAAGGUCAUUCUCUUUUGACAGACUUCAAGCUGCUGUACUCAUCCAGUCGACAUACAGGGGUUAUUUGUCUAGACGAUCGAGACCUUUGGAGCAUUUGCGGAAUAUCUCGGUGGUGAAUAGGAGACUGGCAGAGCUGAACAGCGAGCUCGUAGAUCCUAUUUGCGCUGAAAGGCUGCGAACUGACGGAAUGGAGCGCCUGAAGUGGUCUGAAGAAAUCACAGCACUAUUGCUGAAGCUUGAUAGCGUGCAGGGUGUCGUGCAAGCCAUCAGAGAUAUCAGGAAGAGUGUGACUCGAGAAGUGAUAAAGCUUCAAGAGAAGGUGGACCAUAUCAUCCAUGAAGCCGAAGUUUUGUCUCGUAUGGCUGAUAUCCACAGCGAUUCGAGUGUUGAGAGUACCGAACAUUUCAAAUGCACUGCAAAUAUUCCAACACUCUAUGAGAUGCCGGUACCAGAUCAAGAGAAUUCGAAGAACGUCGGGGAAAUAGGCUUGUCUCCGAAAGCCUCAGCACAAUCCAGCUCCAUUCAGGGCAGCGGUGGUGUACCUAUUUUGAGACCGUUGGGUGAUACUCCUCUUUGGGAUGAUAAAUUUGUAGAUUUGCAGAAACCGCAGAAACUGGAGCAGGAUUGUGAUCUGAGCACAGGAAGUUGCGCUGGCGAGAGAGUUACUUGUGAAGUAGAGCAGCAACCAGAACAGGCGAGAGCACAAAGGAAUCUCAAAAGAGUUCAAAGUGGGUCAGACUCGAGUACGAGAGCAAUGGAGUUUCACCAGGGUGACGUCAUGAGCUUAGGCAGAUCUCCCUCAGAGGAUGAAAGACCUUUGACUGUGUCUUCCUCUGAGUCCGCUGCAUCUUUGCAGGGUAAUGGCACAUCUCAGCCUCUAGUACACAAGGGAGAAGUCGACUCCCAACACGCUGUACUUGCAGGGAUUCCGAAAAAACUCAAGAGAGUAGAGAGCGGUACUUCGAUUGGCGCUGUCGAUCCCCAGUUGUUUUCUACCGUCGCAGGGAUUACGAGAAAUUCCAACGGAUUUGUUCUCAGGCCUGUGAAAACAAUCCUCGAUGGAAACGCUCAAGCUGUAAGAGCUCCAAAUACAUCUGUGCAUAGAACAAGAGUCCACAUGCGCAGCACCGAUGAUUCUUCUCCAUCUCCGAGACAAGCGGAAACCGAUAGCGACUCGAAUGAUGUUCGUAUGCUACCAGAUAUGGAGUUCCUAGUGGAUAGGUCGAAACAGGGCUGCUGCAAUGGGAGAUCUCCAGAUGGACUCGAUCUUUUUGAAGAGAGAGCAUACGAAUUUCUUCGAUCACAACCCGGCCACUGGGAAGAGCUAGAAACUGCACGUGAAGAAGUUUCCCAAGGACAGAGUGCUGAAGACGCCAAUCUACCCACGACCUCAGAGGCACCUGCCGCACAGAGUUCGUCGGAGGACCAGUCGGAGGACGAUCGUGUGACUGACUUAAUGAUUGAAAAUACGAGGCUGAAACUCCUACUCAGCCAAGUACUCGAACAAGCCGAACAAACAGUCCAAGAUCUGAAAGCCACGAAGAUGAGACUUGCAAAGCUGGAGAAGGAACGUUCUCAACACACGAAGAGGGAAGAAACGGGUGUUCGGAAAAAGAACCCUUAUAACAGGAGGAGGAGGUGAUAACUCGAAACGCUCAAGUAGGAACCGUGAAUAUGGGGCCAGUCACCUAGCUAGCAUUGUAAAUACGAAGUUGAUGUCCAUUACUCCAAGUUCCCUGGCCAUGUCGGAGAUGGAGCUUGUUUUUGACACUCGCUACGUCUUUCCUCGGACUGUAAAUAGAUGUUUACAGGUCAUGUAGAAUAGAUUGAAGUAUUCUCAAAAUGGUGCAGGCCAGUCUGCCCACAUUGAUGUAUACUAGCAUGAACUUCAGAGGUGUUUUUGUUCAGUCUACAGAUGUAUCAUGGAGAGUUGUACCAGCCUUACGGCGUCUCUUUUAAUUCAAUCUCACUUAAUUAUUUCCGUGUAGUUAACAUU